UUUGUUGUGUAACCCACGCAUUUGAGCAAGAUUUUUUUUUUUUUACUAUUUUUGUGACUUAUGCAAUUUUACAUAGACAAAAUUGCCAAUAUUGAAGAUUUCAUAAAAACAACAACAAAUUGAUAAACACCAACAAUAGCAGCUUGCAAGUGGUUUCGGGUGCGUGCAAAAUCUUAUAAAGCUACAAACUUACACACAACUAAUUGAACAGCUGCUCAAAUAAAGUGAUUUAAGCUUGAAGUAUUUCUCGCAAAACUGUGCUUAUGUGUGAGUGUAUAUGUGGAAAUACGCGUAUUUUACUAAUUGCGACAAAUUUUGUGUAAAACGUGAAGCUUGUGGCAAAAUAAGAAGCGAGUGAAAAAAUUGUUGCUUUAAUAAAUGCAAUUAUAUAAUAUGGAUUGUACUGGCCGUCGUUCGAAUCAAAGUGAACGUGAUCCAGAUUUAGGCGAAGAUUUGUCUCGUGACGUCGCAUCCGAUGAUGAUAUACGCGAUUGCGAUUCUAUCGAUGCCGAUCAUCAUGUAAUCCGUGCAACACGCCUGAAUGUCGCAACAUUGAAACGCCAACAUAGCAGCAACAGCAACAACAAAAACAGAAAUAUUCAUAGCAAUAAUCAUAAUAGCAAUAACAACAACAACAGCAACAAUACAUUUGUUGGUGAUAUGAGUUUUGGUGGCAACGCCGGCAGUGUCAGUCUUGGUGUUGGCAGUGGUAUGGGGGUGCGCAGUCCCGAUCAUCACGCUGAUCUUCAAAUGAGUCAUCAUCACCAGUUCCCCACAAAUCAUCCGCUAAAUGCGCUCAGCAAUUUCAUGGGCAUCGGCGGUCUACAUGGCAUUCCAAAUCUACCACACAACGAUGUCCUGGAGAAGUUAAAGAUGCAAGUUCGUGAUUUCAAGGAACAAGAUUACGCGGCUGCUGCGCAUGCGGCUGCCUUUGGGCAAAACCUAUUACCCACCAGCUUAAAUCCCGCAUUCUCACUGCCGCCCACGUCGAUAGCACAGUUCGAGCAUCGUGCACAGAGCCUGGCCGCACAAGCGGGUGGCGGUGGCAGUGGUAUUGGUGGCAGCAUUGGCGUUGCCAAUGGCAAUUCACAGAAUUCACAACACACUGGUGGCAAUAAUGUGGGCGUGAGUGGAGCGUCGUGUCUGACGAAUGGUGGCAACGGUUUGCUUGGUGGUGCUAACGGUAGCGGCGGCGGCGGCCCGGGUAUGGGCAGUGGUGUUGGUGGCGUUGGUGGUGGUGGUGUUGGCGGCGCGAGUAGCGGUAAUGGCGGCUUCUCAUUCACCUCACCAACGGCGCCGAGCUCGAAGGACGUUAACCCCGCCUCAAAUUCUUCCACAUCCAGCGAAGCUUCCAGUUCUUCACAGCAAAAUAAUGCCUGGAGCUUCGAAGAGCAAUACAAGCAAGUUCGACAGCUUUACGAGAUCAACGAUGAUCCGAAAAGAAAAGAAUUUCUGGAUGACUUAUUUUCAUUCAUGCAAAAGAGAGGCACACCCAUCAAUCGUUUACCGAUAAUGGCGAAAUCCGUUUUGGACUUAUAUGAGCUAUAUAAUUUGGUUAUAGCGCGUGGCGGUCUUGUUGAUGUCAUCAACAAAAAAUUGUGGCAGGAAAUCAUUAAGGGUCUACAUUUGCCCUCAAGCAUAACAAGUGCCGCAUUCACAUUGAGAACACAAUACAUGAAAUAUCUUUACCCCUACGAAUGCGAUAAGAAGAAUCUGAGUACACCUGCUGAGCUGCAGGCGGCCAUUGACGGCAAUCGGCGCGAGGGUCGUCGCUCCAGCUAUGGCCAAUACGAGGCAAUGCAUGCUCAAUUGCAAAUGCCACAAAUUGGACGUCCACAGUUGCCCGGCGGCAUACAACAAAUGUCGCCAUUGGCGCUGGUCACACACGCCGCCAACAAUCAGCAAGUGCAAGCUGCGGCUGCAGCCGCCGCCGCACACCACAGACUGAUGGCGCCCUCCUUCGGUCAAAUGGGUCAAAUGCCGAACUUGGUGACGCACGAAUUGGAGCAGCGCAUGGUGGAAUAUAUUAAAUUGAUGCAGGUGAAGAAGGAGCAACAUAGCAACGCUGCUGCUGCGGCGGCGGUGGCGGCGGCAGCAGCGGCCGCUGGAGGCAAUGUGGCUGGUGUUGUGGGUGGCGAUGCUGCGGCUUUGGCGCGUCUUGGUGCGCCUGGCAGUAGCAAUGGUGCGCACGUCAAACAACAACAGCGUCAACGUUCAGCCAGCCCAGAGGCCGCCGCUCAUGAGGCGAUGAACGCUUUGGACAUUUCACGCGUCGCGCUUUGGCAAAUGUAUCACAACAACACCAGCCCGCCAGUGUCGAUGAACGCCUCACCACAGGGAAGUGGAGCGGGGAUUAUCGCCGGAGUAAACGCAAUGGGCGUGCCAAGCUUAAACGAGCAAAACAGUGAGGCUCUCAACCUUUCCGACUCACCGCCUAACAUUAACAACAUCAAACGCGAGCGUGAACACGAACAAUCGCCCGAACCGUGUGAUCGCGACGAUUUCCAUAAUCAAUCGCCGCCGGUGAAACGUAGCGCACUCAAUUUUCCAGCUGGUUUCUAUCUACCGUCGAGUAUGGCCGCAGCAGCCGCCGCGGCUGCCGCCAAUUUCCAUCAACAAAACAACAACAGCAACAAUCAUCUGCCACAAGACUCCGAUGGUGAGGACGGUGAGGAUGGCGAUGAUGACGCCGAUACGCACAACACCACCAACAACUCAAUGGCACAAGACGUAGAAUCCAAUCGCCCCGCGUUAAAUGGUCACCAUCAUCAGCAUCUGCAUCAUCAUCUGCAGCAACUUCACCACUUGCCACACAACCUACAAAUGCCGCAUCAUCAACAUCUCGUCAAGAACGCCAGCGGCAAUCAAGACAAGUCUGACGAUUCAGCCCUUGAAAAUUCGCCCUCGACUAGUGCGGCCUCGACCGGUGGCGUUGGUGCUGACAGCAGCAAUGGCAACAAUGCUUGUGGUGACAAUGCUAGCGGUCACAUUUCACCGGUAUCCACAAAGAAGAAACACCUGCCGAACCAGCAAAACAAUGGUGGCUCAACGGCCAUGGAUUGUAGCAGUAGUGGCGCCGGUCGUGCCCAAUCGAAUAGCCCCAGUUUAGGUGGCGUCGAAGAUGCGUUGAAUCUGUUGUCGGGCAUGCAAUUCCGUGUGUCACGUAACGGCACCAACGCUAACGGCGAACAACAGCUGGUCGUUAAUCUCGAACUGAAUGGCGUCAACUACUCGGGUGUGCUCAUUGCCAAUACCGCUAACAAUUCCAAUGACGCAUCACCCUCAAGGGCAGACCCUAAGCAAAAGGCAAACGAAGACAAUGAAAACAACGAAUUGGUGGAUGCGACUGCAGAGGAAGCCAAAAAUGUGAGCGGCAGCGGUACCAGCGGCGCCGAUGGUGACAUCGAAGAUGAAGACAUGGCCGAUUUAGCCAGCACAACAAGCAACGACGAAGCUACACCCAGAAACAUGAGCAAAAAUGAAGGCAACGGUUUGUCAGUCAUCACCAAUAAGAAUGCGCUAAAUGAGAGUAACGUAAAUGAUGCCGUUAUGUCGGCGUCUUAGAUAAAAAAUAAGUGUAUAGGCUUUGGCAAGUUUUUGCUAAGGAGAGAAUUGAGUAGAAACAGAAACAGAAAAGAAAACUGAAACAGCAUUGGAAACAGAAACAGGUUUAGAAUCUGAAACUGAAGCAGAAACAUAUCUAAAGGGAACUGUUUAUGUCUGCUUGUAGCGCUGCAGUGCACACCACCGAGCAGCUGCCAAGCAAAAUGAAUUCCAAAACAUCCACUAAACGCGCUUCGCUUGACAGCUAGAGGCGAAGUGCCAGCUAAACGUGGAUAACUACAAAACAAUAAAAUUAAACUAGACGAAUAAGUUGAAUGUUUAGGCUAAGAUUUAGAAAAUUAUAAAGACGCAUAUAAUAAUUGUAAUUAUAGUAUUGCGCAAGUGAGUGAUGAGUUCGUUAUAAGCUAAUAGUGCCGAAAUAUAUUAGUGCUGUUGAUGUAGGUGCUGCAGCACCAAUUCCUAGAAACCCUAAAGUUAGAAUAAGAACACCAAGCCGUAUCUUUGUAA
This is a messenger RNA of Bactrocera tryoni, 4071 nucleotides long. RefSeq names its product protein dead ringer (gene retn). The coding region runs from base 379 to 3564 and encodes 1061 amino acids. The transcript is spliced from 11 exons. Gene Ontology annotation, biological process: regulation of transcription by RNA polymerase II. NCBI's taxonomy places the organism in Eukaryota, Metazoa, Arthropoda, Insecta, Diptera, Tephritidae. Gene Ontology annotation, cellular component: nucleus. The record is from RefSeq and is a predicted model, not a curated record. Gene Ontology annotation, molecular function: DNA binding.